Messenger RNA from Dictyostelium discoideum AX4, 3294 nucleotides. RefSeq names its product SAP DNA-binding domain-containing protein. The transcript has a single exon. The record is from RefSeq and is a predicted model, not a curated record. Bases 1 to 3294 code for a protein of 1097 amino acids. Lineage: Eukaryota; Evosea; Eumycetozoa; Dictyosteliales; Dictyosteliaceae.
AUGGUUAAUAAUAAUAAAAGAAAAGAAAUUGAAAAUCAAGAAAAUGAUAAUGAUGAUGAUAAUGAUGGUUUAUUAACAUACAAAAAGUUUAAAGAUGUUGAUUAUGAUUCAAUAAGAAGCAAAGAAUUACAAACAAUUGCAAAAUCAUUAGGUUUACCAAAUAAUGGGAAAAAACAAGAAGUUUAUAAAAGAAUUGAAGGUUAUUUUUUAUCAAAAAAAGUUAAAAAUGAUUUAACAAAUAGUACAACCAAUCAACCUCCACAACUUCAACAAAAACAACCUCAACAAAAACAAUAUGUAUUACUAAUUAAAGAUGUUGAUCAACUUGAAAUUUAUUUUUGGAAAGCUUUUAGAAAUAUGAUCAUUUUUAAAAAUAUAUUUUCAAAUUUUAAAAGUAAACAAUUUGGUUAUCAUGAUUUAAUUGGUAUAAAUGAAAACUUUUUAAAAAGUUAUAGUAAUUCAUUAGAAAUAAUAAAAGAUAAUAUUAAAGGAAAUAUUAAUCAUCAAAUAAUCAGAAGUGUAAAUGAUAUUGUAAAUAUUAUUAAAACAUUAAAAAAAAAAGAUAAUGAAACAAUUUCAUUUUAUACUACAUUAUUUUCAACAUUCUCUUCAUCAUCAUCAACAACAACAACAAUGCAAUCAACAAAAUCGUUGAUUUUCCAAUUUGAUGAAAAUAUUGAUCUAUGGAUUCAAAGAAUGAUUUUAAAUGAAAAUUUAGUAGCAUUAGAUCAAUUUAUUAAAUUUUUUAAAAUAAAUUCAGAUGUUUUAAAAAAAAGUAUAGAAAUGCAUAUUAAUCCAUCAUUCUUUAAUGUAUUUUCAUAUAAUAAUUUAAAAAUUUACAAUUAUUUAAAAUCAAUUAAUGCUAUUCCAACAUCACAUAUUAAACAACGAUUUUCUAAUAUUGAUUUAUCAGAAAGUCUAUCAUUUGAUUAUAAAUUUAAAAGACUUAUAAAAUCAUAUAAAUUAUUAGUCGAUCCUACAAAAUUUAAAGAAAUACGAGAAAUACAUCAACAACAACAACAACAACAACAACAACAACAACAACAACAACAACAACAACAACAAGAACAACAAAAACAACAAGAACAAAAACAACAACAACAAGAACAAGAACAACAACAACAACAACAACAACAACAACAACAACAACAACAACAACAACAAGAACAACAACAACAACAAGAACAACAACAACAAGAACAACAACAAGAACAAGAACAACAACAACAACAACAACAAGAAGAACAACAACAAGAACAACAACAACAACAACAACAACAACAACAACAACAAGAACAACAAGAACAAGAACAACAACAACAACAACAACAACAACAACAACAACAACAACAACAACAACAACAACAACAACAACAACAACAACAACAACAACAACAACAACAACAACAGCAACAACAACAACAACAACAACAACAACAACAACAACAACAACAACAACAACAACAACAACAACAACAACAACAACGAGAGGGACGACAACUACAAAUAUUGGAUUAUAUUGAAAAAUUAGAUCAAUUAAUAUUAGAAUUAAAUGAAAUUCAAUUCUCUCAUUUUACUGAUGAUCAAUUAAAUUCGACAAUUAAAAAUCUAUUGAAUCAAACAAAAACCACUACCACCACUCCAAUAUUAAUAACAAACAAUAAUAAUUGCAGUGAUUUAAAAGAUAUUAUUAAAAAAUAUUAUAAAUCAAUUUAUUUAUUUUUAAAAAUUAUUGAAGAAGGAAAACAUGAUAGAAAUUUAAUGAGACCAUUUCAUUAUUAUUUAUAUUUUAAAAAAAAAAUGAAUGUUAGUCAAUUAUAUGAAAUAUUUUGUGGAUUUUUUAUUAAGAAAUAUGAUGAUUGUUUAAUAUUUUUUAAAAGUAUUUUAAUUGAUCAACAACUUGAAAGAAAUCAAAGAUUAGAAUUAGUAUCAAAAAUUUUAGAUAUUGAAAAUGGAGUCUCAUUUCAAAAUAUUGGAUCUAAUUUUAAUUUUACAAGUUUUAAUUCAUUUUGUAGAGUUGUAUUUUCAACUAACGAUACAGAAUUAAUUGACCAUCUAAUUAAAACAAUAAAAAAGUUACAACUUGCUCAAAACUCAAAAACACAAUUUCCAAGUAUCUCUUAUAUUAUAUCAAUCAAUUUUCAAUAUAUUAAUAAAAAUGAAAUUGUCGACUUUUUUUUUGAAAAUUAUAGAAAUGAAACUACUUUAUUUGAUGAUCAAAAUCAAAAUUGGAAUAAUAAUCAUGUUAAUAUUAUUGAUCAUAUUGAAAAAAUAAUGGAAAGUAUUGGUAAAAAGUUACAAUUAUAUUUUGUAAAAUAUAGUAAUUGGUUCACAAAUGGAAAUAAAAAUAAUGAAAAAAAAUAUAAUGUAAAUAUAUUAUUGGAUCAAUUAAAAAGAGCAAUUUCAAAACCUUUAUUAUAUUCAUUUUUUUUUGAUUCUGGUUAUUAUUGUAAUACCACUUUGUUAAAUAUAUUUGGUUGGUCUUUAGAAAAUGGUAAUGAAGUUGUGAUCAAUUUCUUUUUACCAAAUGAAAUAUUUAAACAACCAUUUAGAUUUUCUGAUAUUAUAUAUGGUGCUCCAUCACCAAAUAAAAUUCCAAACCUUAUCAAAUUAAUUUUUAAUAAUAUUUCAAAAGAAUCAAUUGAACCAAAGUUAUAUCAAGUUAAAGGUAAUUUCAAUAUUCCACAUUUAUAUUAUGGUAGAGAUGAUUUUAUUCCACUCACCUCAACAAUAUCAACAACAAAUAGUGAAGAAGUUGGACAAUUUAUUAUUGGUGAAACAAAAUCAUUUGAUUUUAUAAUUUCACCCAGAAUGUUAUUUAUUUGUCUUUAUUAUUUAGAUAGGUUUGAGGAUAUUUUUUAUCUUUUUGAUAAAAUACCUGAAAUUUUUAGUUCAACAUAUUUCCCAAAUUUUACUAAAGAAUCUUAUUUAUAUAAUAUAUGUUCAAGUUAUUAUCUUGAAUUACUUAUUAAUUAUUUUAUUGAAAAUUUAAAUGAUAAUACAAUCAAUCAUCUUUAUAAUUGUCUUUGUGUAGCUUCUGGAAAAGGAUUCACCCAAAUUUUCAAAAACAUUCUAUCAUCUAAUAAAAAUAGUCAAUCUUUAUUAAAAGUGAGAACAAAAACAAAUCAAUCAUCAUUAUUUCAAUUGAAUUUUUUAUGUGGUAUGGUUUUAAAAUCAAUAGAUUCUUCAAAUUUUCAAUUGUCAAAUUUACUAAUUGAUUCUAUUGAUUUUCCACCAAAAAAUAAAAGAGUUUUAAAUCAAAAAUAUUUAGUUCAUCUAAUAAUAAAUAAAUAA